AUGGGCGACUUCCUCAGCGUCACUUCGUGGCACAGAGCCGAUGGAUUCGUCAUCACCCGAAGCCUAUACGGAGAUCGCUACCUGAUCACCUCUUCUGGCGAUCUAUACAUCCAAGAAAGUCAGAAGAUGGACACGGAGGACAUGAGGAAGUUCAGCUGUCAAGUCGAAGAUCAAUUCAACAAGCGGCGAUCGACAUCAACGAAUUUUGUGAAGCUGAUGAUUCUCGAACCGGUUCAGAGUCAGGUUCCGGUGGUCUCUUACCACAGUAAGAAAGUCGUCACCGAGGUGGGCAAGGUGACUCAUCUCGUGUGUCUUUCCGAAGGAUUCCCCGUUCCCAGUUACCGGUGGUAUCGCAAGAAAGACGACAAAACCAUUCCAAUUACCUCGCCGACCAUCGAGCAGAUGCGCGGAGUGCUUCAAUUCAACGCGCCCGAGGUUCAUGAUACAGGAAAUUAUGUCUGCGUGGUGUACAAUGACGUUGGAGAGACCCAAGUCACGAUGAAGCUUAUCGUUAGAGGCAACCAGCUGCUUACAAUAUCCCCAAGCUUCUUGCGAAUCGAGAGCGGACACACCGCCUCGUUUUACUGCAACGUCACCGCCAUGUUUGACCCAAUGGACACGGAUGACUUCGGCGUCGAGUGGAGACGCAACGGCGAACGUCUCACUUCGUCGGGGCGGAUCAAAGAAACAACGCGAUACUCGCUCCAAAUCAACGGCGUCACUCGUCUUGAUCAGGGAAUGUAUCAAUGCUUCGUCAGUGACAAAACUGGCUGGCUCCAAGCUACUGCUGAGCUCCACAUCGGAGAACAAGCGCCGACCCUGACAUCCGUGUUCCGUGAGCAAACGAUUCGGCCAGGAAACUUCAUCUCCCUGAAGUGCGUGGCGUCCGGAGAUCCCCUUCCAACUAUUAGUUGGCGGCUCGAUGGUUUUUGGAAGCUCGAUAACGGGCCCCGAAUUCGAGUCCGCAGCUUUGAAACUCAGAUACCUGGAGAAGUGGUCAGCUUCCUCAACAUCUCGCUCGUAGAGGUGAGGGAUUCCGGAGCUUACGAGUGCAUUGCAAGCAACUACGUAGGAAGCACGAGCCACAGCGCAAGAUUCAACGUAUACGGCUCGCUGUUCACGCGGCAAACCUUGACCAACAUGACUGCCCUAGUCGGAAGCACAUUCCAGCUGCAGUGUCCUUUCGGGGGUUACCCCUUCGACUCUGUUAGUUGGUCAUUAGAUGGUAAUCGCCUGCCGGUUAGCCAGAGGCAGGUAGUGCACACCCAAAAUGGGACUCUCCUAAUUCACGGGGUGGAUAGGGACGCCGAUCAGGGACGGUACCAGUGUACGGUGCAGAGCGGCGACAAGAACCACCAGGUCCGCCACACUAUCACGGUUACAGUCAAAUCCGGCCCACAGAUUACACCGUUCAGCUUCCUGCCCAACCUUCAGGAGGGGAUGAGGGCAGGCAUUUCGUGUUUGGUGCAUUCUGGCGAUCCCCCCGUAGACAUCACGUGGUACAAAGAUGGACAGCUCAUUCCUCAGCAUGACACCCCGGAGAUGGCUUUUCUCGGCUCCGAUGACGGUUUCCUGUCAUCGCUCACUUUGAAGAAGCUUACCUCGAAGCACAAUGGGAACUACACCUGCAGAGCUACUAACGACUAUGCUUACGCUGAACACAGUACCCAGCUAGUGGUCAAGGUUGUCCCGAAAUGGCGCGUCGAGCCUCGGGACACAAUCGCCAUUACCGGACGCAGCGUUUCAAUCGAUUGCCAAGCCACCGGGGUGCCGCAGCCUCACAUCCGCUGGAAGAGCGCGUCAGAACCGAAAUCAGAUACCUCAACGGCGCAGUACAAGACGAUUAUAAGUAAUUCGCAUAUUCACAUCCUCAUGAACGGCACUUUGACGAUCCGAUCUGUCGAAGCCAGGGACGGAGGAUUAUAUCUCUGCGAAGCCAACAACGGCGUCGGCUCAGGAGUUAGCAGAGUUAUCAGACUCUCUGUAAAAAGUGCUCCUCAAUUCGACUCGAAGCAGAGUCGAGUUUCGGCUAAACGCGGCUCAUCAGCCGUCCUCGAAUGCAAAGUGAAAGGAGACGCGCCGAUAAUUUUCCACUGGUUUAAAGACGGCCAGCCAGUCGAUUUAGGCAAACACACCCGCUACGCUCAGACCAUGACGGACCGCAUCGGCGAGUUCUCGCUCUCGCAAGUUACAGUGUCUUCAGUGGAACGAACCGACAACGCCCUGUUCACCUGUCAGGCCAGCAACGAAUACGGCACCGACAGCACCAACGUGAAACUCAUCGUACAAGAUGCGCCCGACUCACCGAGUUCGCUUGAAGUCAAGGAAUUGGGAUCGAGGCAGAUCCAACUGUCGUGGAAUCUCCCAUUCACCGGGAACUCUCCCAUUUCCCAAUGCAUGGUGCAAUGGCGAUCCGACAACGGAUUGUGGCACGAUUCGGCCACUGUAGGCGGCGACGAACGAGUCGCCACGAUCCGGAGCUUGAAGCCGACAACGAAAUACUGGUUUAAAGUAAGAUGUCAAAACAUGUUCGGAGUCAGCGAGUUCAGCAAGGAAUACGAAGUUGUCACCUCGGAGGAACCUCCACGGAUGCCGCCGCAAUCAGUGAAACUACAGGCCUUGAACACCCAUGCCAUUUCUAUCGCAUUCGACACACCACACGGAACCGAAGACGAAGGGAAAGUUGAAGGCUACUACAUCGGCUAUCGUGUUACGACCCUGGAUAACAACAACCCCCAAUACAACUUCAAGACGUUCAGCCUCCUGCCCGAGUACGUGAAGCCUCGAGUUACGUUCGAGUUGGAUGGUCUCCGGAAGAACACCGAAUACACAAUCCACGUACAGCCCUUCAACGCCAAGGGUGCGGGACCUUCUUCUGCGAAUUUCAAGGUCAAGACCCUAGAAUUCGAUCCUCCAAACCCACCGAAAGUCACCGUGACGUCGACCACAUCGAAGUCGAUCACCAUUUCCUGGGAGGACGGAGAGCGCGCCAACCAGCUCGAAGCGGGACCCAUUAGAGGCUACUACAUCUACUAUCGUGCGGAUAACGAGGAAUGGCAUGAGGUGGCUGUCACGGGAGAAAGACGCAGCUUCACUUUGACCGACCUAAGAUGCGGUACGCAGUAUCACGUGUACAUGAGAGCCAGCAAUUCGGCCGGCAAGGGUCCCGAAGGUUCCACUAUCUCCGCGAGGACAAACGGGGGCCGAGCCAUCCUCCCGGAUGAACAGCUUCUCCUCGAGACGAACUCGACUUUCGUUCAACUGCACCUAGACGCCUGGGGCCAUGGCGGAUGUCCCAUUUCGUACUUCGUCGUCCAGUACAAGGAAGAAGGCAAACGGGACUGGAUACUCUACUCAAACAACGUCCUGAUGCCCCCUCCGGGUCAGCAUCAAGCAUUUACGAUAGGCGAACUCCUGCCGGGCUCUUGGUAUGGUCUGCUAAUGUCUGCUCACAACGAUGCCGGCGAAACUCAGGUCGAAAUCAGUUUCGCAACUCUGACCUUAAAUGGAGAAUUGCCUCCCCGUCGCUCGGAAGUUCGUGGUGUCGUAUCGCCAGGCGUCUACACUCAUCUCACAGUAACACUGCCAAUCUUCAGCUGCAUUCUAGUGAUCGCAGGUGUUUGUGCAGCCGUUUGUUUUAUCGCACGGAAGAAAGCCUUCAGCGACGUGAACCACGGCGAAGGCGAUAACUCGAUGUACGAGCAGUCGAAAUGCGACGGCAUUUACCAGACGGUCAACCGGCAGACGGCCGAGCCCAUUUACUAUCCAGCGCCAGGAAUGGGCGAACGCAGCUCUUCGGGAGACAUCCUCGGUAGAUCGGCUGGUGGUAGAAUGUUCGCCGCGACGGGUUACGAUGUGCCGCAACCUCACCGCACUUACGAGAUGCCCUAUCUCAACAAACGUUGCCUUCAAGCCAAGACCGACCAAGGUCAGACCAUGAUGCAGACUUGUCUUCAAUCAGGACAAGCAAUCGUAGGACAUACGGGAACGUUAUCGAAAUGUGCGAUGAUUCAGCCAGGGAGCGCGACACUGGGAAGAGCCACCAAGCUCAUGGCGGGGGCUCACCCUCACGUCGUCCCAGGGGCCAGCUCACCUCAGCAUCACUGGAGGAACACAGCAACUCUUUCCAAACAGGCCACAAUGCAACAGCAGCCUAUGUGUUCCAAUCUGAAGUCGAGUCAAACUCUUCAAGUGCGCGAUGGGUACGUGCCGACCAGCUCGCAACCUACCUUUGACCAAGCUUCGGAGAGUGAUGAAGACAUCGACGAGCUGAAGAUGCGCGCGUCCGAGUUCAGGGUCGCCACACUGAAACGUGGCUCUCUAGGAAUGUGGAAAGCCGCCGAAGGAUUCGAUACGUAG
Molecule: messenger RNA, 4359 nt
Organism: Galendromus occidentalis (western predatory mite)
Lineage: Eukaryota; Metazoa; Arthropoda; Arachnida; Mesostigmata; Phytoseiidae
Product: Down syndrome cell adhesion molecule homolog
Exons: 20
Coding region: 1-4359 (1452 amino acids)
Biological process (GO): cell-cell adhesion
Molecular function (GO): protein binding
Source: RefSeq, a predicted model, not a curated record